AUGGAUGAAUCUUCUGCUAUAUCAGCUGUCAUGGAAGGCGUACAUGUGGUGAAUGGUUUGGAGUACAAGAUGUAUUGCAGCUCAUCAAAGGCAAACAAGAGAAGGAUUUCAGCGACUGGCGCUUCAAAGAUGCUUGCCAACAUUCUCUAUUCUUACCGUGGGAUGGGUUUGUCUGUUGGGACAAUGAUUGCAGGAUGGGAUGAAAAGAGCCCUGGUCUGUAUUAUGUAGACAGCGAAGGCGGACGUCUCAAGGGAACUAAAUUCUCCGCUGGAUCUGUUUCACCGUAUGCUUACGGUGUACUUGAUAGCGGAUUGGUGGAAUUUGUCAAAAUGACCAUUUUUGCCCUUGUCUCUUUCAUCAACUUAUACUUUUUUCAUGUUUUUCUCAUAUAUAAAAUAUCCUUGAUUCGGUUGCAUUGUGCAUUGCUAGACCUCGGAAUCAAAGCAAGGAAGUAUGAAGAAGCUGUGUAUACUCUUGCUCAAAUGGAAAAGAGAGUUGUAAUGGUGGAAUCUACUUUAAAGGCAACAAUGCAAUACAAUUCUAGCCAAGUCAAAGCAGUACAACCAACAGGGUUAAUUCGUCCGGAAUCUAACACAGCUGGAAGAAGGUCGGGGAUACUUUCAUUUGGACUUGGUUAUACAAAUAGGUUAUAUAGUUAG
Lactuca virosa is the source of this 660-nucleotide messenger RNA. Lineage: Eukaryota; Viridiplantae; Streptophyta; Magnoliopsida; Asterales; Asteraceae. The record is from the annotation of a GenBank genome assembly.